AUGGAUAUCAAAAGUUGCUGUAAUUCUGGCAAUAGAACUAGAACCAUCCAAUUGGGUUGCAAUGAGAUUGAGCACGUAAACUGUCUAUCAGCCACCGGAUCACCUAAGUUGAGGUGGAAAAUGUUGUGGAUGAAGCUCAAGAAAGAGAAGAAGAAGCUUUUUGUGUGUGCAUCACCCUUGCAGGUCCCUUAUGAUCCAUAUACUUACUCUCAGAAUUUUGAUCAAGGGACUGCGCUUGAAGAACCAGAGAAUCUGUCUAGAUCUUUCUCUGUUCGUUUUGCUGAUCCUUCUAGAGUACUUGUAAAGAAAGAGGUACUUAAAGGCAAGACUAAGGAAAUUUGA
This is a messenger RNA of Gastrolobium bilobum, 342 nucleotides long. RefSeq lists its product as uncharacterized. NCBI's taxonomy places the organism in Eukaryota, Viridiplantae, Streptophyta, Magnoliopsida, Fabales, Fabaceae. The transcript has a single exon. Bases 1 to 342 code for a protein of 113 amino acids. The record is from RefSeq and is a predicted model, not a curated record.